Poecilia reticulata (guppy) is the source of this 4240-nucleotide messenger RNA. The record is from RefSeq and is a predicted model, not a curated record. NCBI's taxonomy places the organism in Eukaryota, Metazoa, Chordata, Actinopteri, Cyprinodontiformes, Poeciliidae.
GAGAGAGAGAGAGGUGGGGGGGUGAGGGAGGGAAAGAAAAGCCACAGUUACAUUUCGUGUUGGCCUCCCCUCUCUUUCUCCUCCUCCUCCUCCUCCUCCUUUUGCAGACCCUCUGACACCAGAGUCUGAGAAUCGGUGGAGGGGAAAAUGAGGCUUUGGAGCUGAAGAAUUUACAGUUAGUCGCGAAACUUUUACAAGUAUUUGAGCUGCUCGGUGCCUUUUUUUUUUUUUUUUGUUGAGAGAGCUUAUAGUCACAUUUCAGUUCGGGGGUCAGAAGGAGUUCACAUGCAGAGGACUGAGGUCGCUGCUCGGUGAAACACAGGGAUUGGGGUGGGAGUUUCGAGCUUUUUCUACCCCCAGUGUGGAGUUGAAGCCGUCCCCGCGCCUCGCAUAGACACUCUGCAUAUCACAGGAUUUGGUCUCUCCUCUCCUCUCUCUUGUGCGGAGCUGCUGCAGGACUGGCUAUGGCCACCGCUACUUCCGGGAUCCGUCAUUUCAUUCGCCCACCGCUCAGCGCUGCGAACUGACUCUGUUUCUAUAAGCAAGCCAGCAGCCAACCUGCCAACACUCGCUGACACUCACUCAUCUCAGUCUCGCCAAGAUAGACGAAAUACCUACGGGGGAAAAGAAAAGGAGAGAUCCGAAUCGCACUCUCUUAAUUUCUACACCUUUUUUUUCCCCUUCUUCUACUUCUUCUUCUUCUUCUUUUUUUUUGCGGUGAUAAUAAAACAAGAUAGCGAUCUGGAGGCAUUAAAGGAGACGCGGACUUGCGGGAUGAAAACGGACUAAAAAAGAUUCGUCCUGCUCUUGAACAUCAUCACCAACCGUCAUUCAUUCAUUACCUUGACAACCUCUGGCUUUGAUUGACAGCUGGAGUGGCAAAAAGCCAUGAGACACGACAGUUUAGUUACAUGCAGGUUGUUGAUGGGCCGAUUGUAACCUUCACUUUGGCGCAUUUUUUUUCUUUUCUUUUUUCUUUUUUUCGAGGAAAGAAGGCAAACGAGAAAAAAAAAAAUUGCUGCAAAAACUUCCCGAUGCGACGGUUUGAACUGAACCACAGUGGCGAAUAGGAGAAUUCGCACAAAAAGUUGGUUGAAAGAGGGGAAUCUUGCCACUAAAUCACUUUCCGAUCUGGGAUAUUAAACAUAUACGGACAGAUUCGGGAGUUUAUUGGAGCGCAGCCUGAUGGCGCAAAGGUACGAUGAGCUGGCCCAUUAUGGUGGGAUGGACGGAGUCCCGGCGUCCAUGUACGGGGACCCGCAUGCGCCCCGGCCGCUUCCCCAGGUCCACCACCUGAACCACGGACCGCCGCUCCACGCCAGCCAGCACUACGGAGCCCACGCUCCCCACCCUAACGUUAUGCCCACCAGCAUGGGCUCCGCUGUCAACGACGUUUUAAAGAGGGACAAAGAUCAAAUUUACGGUCACCCUUUAUUCCCACUGCUCGCACUGGUUUUCGAGAAGUGCGAGUUGGCGACGUGUACUCCGAGGGAGCCCGGCGUUGCGGGAGGCGACGUCUGCUCCUCAGACUCCUUCAACGAGGACAUCGCAGUCUUUGCCAAACAGGUCCGAGCAGAAAAGCCUUUAUUUUCAUCAAAUCCAGAGUUGGAUAAUUUGAUGAUACAAGCCAUACAAGUAUUACGGUUUCACCUCUUGGAGCUAGAAAAGGUGCAUGAGCUGUGCGACAAUUUUUGCCACCGGUACAUCAGCUGUUUGAAAGGAAAAAUGCCAAUAGAUCUAGUGAUUGAUGAGCGGGAUGGCAGCUCGAAGUCAGAUCACGAAGAACUUUCGGGAUCGUCGACUAAUCUCGCAGAUCACAACCCAGCUUCCUGGAGAGACCACGAUGACGCCACCUCCACACACUCAGCUGGCACACCGGGGCCCUCCAGCGGGGGACACGCUUCACAGAGCGGUGACAACAGCAGUGAGCAAGGAGAUGGCUUAGACAACAGCGUUGCAUCGCCCGGCACAGGAGACGACGAUGAUCCAGACAAGGAUAAGAAGAGGCAGAAAAAGCGUGGCAUUUUCCCCAAGGUGGCCACAAACAUCAUGAGGGCGUGGCUGUUCCAGCACCUCACGCAUCCAUACCCCUCUGAAGAGCAGAAGAAGCAGCUAGCCCAAGACACGGGCCUCACCAUCUUACAAGUAAACAACUGGUUUAUUAACGCCAGAAGAAGAAUAGUACAACCCAUGAUCGACCAGUCAAAUCGAGCAGUGAGCCAAGGAGCAGCGUACAGUCCAGAGGGCCAGCCAAUGGGCAGCUUCGUGCUGGAUGGUCAGCAACACAUGGGAAUCCGACCAGCUGGUCUGCCAGUCAUGCCAGGGGAGUACGUACCUCAGAGCAGUCCUAUGGGCAUGAGCAUGGGCCCACCCACCUACUCCAACCCUCAUCAGAUGCCUUCUCACCCGUCGCAGCUCAGACCCAGACCACCACCUCGCCAUGCGUACCUUACCGAUCAUCCCCACCCUCCCCACACCAUGCUGAUGCGCGGAGGACCCUCGUUGCACCCAGGAAUGACCAUGUCUGCACAGAGACCCCCUUUGCUCUCACCCAUUGACCCCAGUACUGGAGGAUAUGGCCUGGACAUCCACGCCCAAUAGUAAAGGGACGAAAACAGCAGCUACGACAAGAAACACUUCCAAAAAUAAGUAAAAAAAAAAAAAGGAGAGAAAAAGAAGAAAGCAGCCCCACUAUAAAUCCUAUUUUGAGACUAUUUUUAAGAAUAAAAGUGAACCCUUUUGACCAGAAUUUGACACUAAAGAAGCAGAAUUCCAGACGAGCUGUGAUUCUUUUUUUUUUUUUAAAAUAUUGUCAAUUUUGUUACUUUCAUCCAAAAAAAAAAAAAAAAAAAAAAAAAAAAAAAAGAUGGAGGACCAAGCUGACAAGAACACUUUGUAAAGUCUUGGGCUUUUGGUAAAGAUAAACGCGAAAUGUUUUGACAUAUAAAAAAGUAAAAAGCAAAAAAAGCAAAAAACAACAAAAAAAAACGUGCGAUGAACGGACAGACGCACGUGACGGAAAACACACACAGACACACUCUUUUUGGCACAUGCCAUGACACACAUAUUUUCAUGUGACACGCUCUUUCAAAAAUGAGAAUAAUAUCAACCCCACAGAAGUUGAAUAAAAACAAGAAAAAGAGAAAGAAGCAGAAAGACUCCAAGAGUUAUAACUACUGUAGUAUAAAAAGUAUAGAUAAAUAAGUUAAAACUUGUGCAUUUUUUUUUGUUUUGUUUUGUUGAUCACAUGUUUUACGUUGCGCUAGUUUUAGAAUUAAAGGUUAACCUUUUUCUCUCUUUCACACUGUGUGUGCUCCUUCCUGGAGAAGAAACUCUCUCGCAGCACAACACUAAACAUGGAAAAAAAAAGAGGAAAAAAAAAAACAAGAAGAAGAUGGAACAUCUCAACAAAGCUUCAAACCACAGAGGGGCAAUCAGGUCCUGCCACCCCUUCCCCUAAGAACAAGGCAUGAUGGGAAAAGGCUGCUAAAGGAUUCAGUUUGAACAUUUGUCAUGCCCCUCUCUCUUUUUUUUUUUUUCUUUUGGUUCAUGGAUGAAUGUUUGCCCUGUAGGUUUUAAAGGAGAAAAAGGUUCGUUGUUUGACUUGCCCAAGCACUGGAUUGUGUUGGUUUUUGUACAUUUUUUUUUCCAACUUUUUUUUUGUUUUUUUUUUUGUACCCUGGACUCUCAUUGGUUAAGAGCCUUUGGAAGGGAGCUUGAGAGCAACACUCUGCAGCGCUUCUUCACGUGCCGGAUUGACACAAUUUUGCCAUAAGGACAAUAACUGACACAGAUGUUGAUUCUGUGGCACUGGAGAAGCAUUUGAUGGUUGAUGCACCAAAAAAACAUAAGCGGAAAAAUAGAAAAAAAAGAAAAAAAAAACAACACUUAAAUUAUGAACUCAAUGCUUUUGGGAGGAAAAAAAAAAGCGGAGAGAAUAUUGUAACAAACUUCGUACAGAGUUCAGUCUAUUAAUUGUUUCAUGUUAGAUAUUCUAUGUGUUUACCUCAAUUGAAAAAGAAUGUUUUUGCUAGUUUCAGAUCUGCUGUGGCAUUGAUAUUGUAUGUCCAUGAAUUCCUUCCUUUUUCAGCACGUGUUCCUCACUAGAUGAUAAGAUGCCGUCUCCCUUAAGCUUUGUCAGAAAUACAUUAAAUACUUGUAUGAGGACUGUGACGUAAUGUUUAAAAGGUGUUCAGUCACAAAUGCUGUAAUAAAUAUUUCAUUUUUUGGAUUUUUGUUA